Molecule: messenger RNA, 681 nt
Organism: Ipomoea triloba (trilobed morning glory)
Lineage: Eukaryota; Viridiplantae; Streptophyta; Magnoliopsida; Solanales; Convolvulaceae
Product: VQ motif-containing protein 25-like
Exons: 1
Coding region: 67-549 (160 amino acids)
Cellular component (GO): nucleus
Source: RefSeq, a predicted model, not a curated record
AACCCACUGAAAAGACACACAGAUCCUUUGCCAAAAGAAUUGAGUGAGUUGAACGUGGAAGCAGGGAUGAUGAUGAUGAUGAAGAAACAACCUAGUUGUGUUCCAAACACACCUCCUUCAUCACUAGGUUUAAACAAAGAUUCCCAGACAAUAUCCAAACUGAAGCCCCCCAAGAUCCGGAUAAUUCACAUUUUCGCCCCGGAGAUCAUCAAGACGGACGUGGAGAACUUCCGGGAGCUGGUGCAAAGGCUCACCGGAAAGCCACCGGAGAAGAAAAGAGCGAGGAAGGUCGCGGAGUCGAGAGGCGGCGUAAUUCCGGCGGCGGCGGCCAAGAAAAUGGAGCUCCGAGCUGGGUUCCAACUCACAGCUGGCUUGAGAGAAAAGAUCAAAGGAGAAGACGAGAUUUGGAGCGGCGCCAACUCCGGCGGCGGUUUCUUGGGCGGUUUGCCGGAGUUUGAGGGAUUCAUGGAAGAGCUUAACCAUAUUCCGUUCCCAAUACUCCCUUUGGAUGUUCCGGUCUACAAUCCGGCCGACAACAUCGCCACCUGAUUCCAAAUGUGGGACGAUGUUCCCGGUCAGCAAUCGUGACCGUUGAUUAAAUAUUAUGAUCCAGUAGUUAGUUGUUUUUCCAGAAUGGUAUUUAGGGUUUAAUUGAAUUAAUUAAUUAAUAUUCUGUCUUAA